Molecule: messenger RNA, 1797 nt
Organism: Naegleria fowleri
Lineage: Eukaryota; Heterolobosea; Eutetramitea; Acrasida; Naegleriidae
Exons: 1
Coding region: 1-1797 (598 amino acids)
Biological process (GO): positive regulation of GTPase activity; Ras protein signal transduction
Cellular component (GO): plasma membrane
Molecular function (GO): guanyl-nucleotide exchange factor activity; protein binding
Source: RefSeq, a predicted model, not a curated record
AUGAUCGAGAUGGAAAAAGAUUCCGAAGAUGAAAGACAUCAUACGGAAGAAAUUAAUUUACAACAGAUGAAGGAUCAACGUGUAAUCAAGAAGAAAAUGUUGUUGCACCUGUUUGAGAAGUAUUUAAGAGAACAUCAUUUACAUCAAAGUGCUUCUGUGUUGAUUGAGGAAAUGAAAAAACUUGAUUCGGUGUGGAAGAAUAAUGACAGAUUGAAUUCGGAAAUGGCUCUUUUAUCAACUAGCUCAAAUCUUAAUCAUGAAUGGUCAUGCUGCAUGAACGAGAUGAAUGGUAUUCACUCACCGAACGAACAAAGGGCAAGAGAGGACUUUACAUAUCUUCGUACCGUCGAAAAUAAUACAUUGUUUGAAGAAGAAAUGAUAAGGAUCGUUGAGGAAUGUGAUUUAGAUAGUUUACUGCAUGACAGCUUAUGGCAAAGAGAUUUUUCAAACCUCAAUUCGAGUCCAUCCUUGCCCAACAACGUCAACAACUUGGAACUCUCAUUAGAGGAACCAGAGCAUUUGGAAACUGUUUUGAAAUAUAUCUCGGAAUGUGUGGCUAGUAGGAGCGAGAAACCACUCGAUAAGCUAUGUCUCAUGUAUCAAAAUCUUGGAAUUUCUUCAUUUGAAUUAUUAGCGUGCAUCCAACACCUGACAGAAAAUACAUCUUCCUGUAAGCACGAGAUUUCAACUACCAUGCCCUGCGAAGAUUUUUUUGAAAACACUGCUUCUGCUUCCUUUUUGCUGUUAAAAUUAUGGCUUUCAAAAUACUACCUUAAAUAUUCACAAUUUGAAAUAUCAGGCAAGUAUAAUCACAAAAAAGUUAUUGAUGAAACCUUAAGGUUUCUUUACGGAGCAUGCUCUUGCAAAUGGAAAGAAUCUCUUAUGAAGUGGAUCUUGUAUGAGAGCGCUAAUGAGUCACACUCCACCAUCAUGAUUCAUCUUGAACAGGUACUAAUGAAAAAUAUCACAUCCAAACAAAGCAGGAGUUUCUCAAGAACUCUUCUCUCUAUUUUGGAUAUUGACGUAAAAGUAAUGACCACUCAUUUGAGUUAUAUUUUUGGCAAGUAUUUCUUGGCAAUUGAACCUCAAGAGUUAAUAGGGGCGAACUGGACCAAAAGUCGUCGAAAAUAUCUGUCUCCCAACAUUUUGGACAACAUUGACAUAUUCAAUCAUUACUCCACUUGGUUUGCCAGUUUGGUCGUCCAAGAGAACGAAAAGAGUAUGCGCGUGCAAGUGUUAGAGUAUUUGAUUAGCUUGGCUUCUUGCUGUCACAGAGUGGGCAAUUUCUAUGCUGUGUAUGUGAUCGCCUCAGCUUUAAGUAGUGGCCCUGUAGGACGAUUAAAACAAACAUUCAAUGCCCUCUCCACUGAGAGCGAAAUUGAAUACGAAAGAAUACGUACUCUCACAAGCUCAGAUAUGAACUCGGCAAACUACACCAAAGCUUUGAAAGAGGUAUUUUCAAGAGCUUCUGAGAAUCCUUCACAGUAUUGUUGCAUUCCUAACUUGGGAAAACAUUUGGGAGAGUUAACUUUGACAGAGGAAAGUGUUCAGGAUAUUGACUUCAAAAUGGAUGUAAUUUACGAAUUGAUUUCGAGUAAGAUAUUAGAUCUUCAGCGAGUGUUACUACAGUCAAUGACUUCUUUGAAAUUGGAUUGUGAUGUAUUGGCGUUCGUUCUUGAAACGAAAGGAAUUUAUGCCAACACGGAUGAAAUGAUGUUACUGAGUAAGCAAUAUGAGAUCAAUACUCCAAUGCGUUCAAAAACAUUAAGUAGUUUGACUAGUCCUAAACUUAAAUAA